Girardinichthys multiradiatus is the source of this 4947-nucleotide messenger RNA. RefSeq names its product regulatory factor X, 1b (influences HLA class II expression) (gene rfx1b). The transcript is spliced from 18 exons. Gene Ontology annotation, biological process: regulation of transcription by RNA polymerase II. The coding region runs from base 237 to 2750 and encodes 837 amino acids. Gene Ontology annotation, molecular function: DNA-binding transcription factor activity, RNA polymerase II-specific; RNA polymerase II cis-regulatory region sequence-specific DNA binding. Gene Ontology annotation, cellular component: nucleus. The record is from RefSeq and is a predicted model, not a curated record. Lineage: Eukaryota; Metazoa; Chordata; Actinopteri; Cyprinodontiformes; Goodeidae.
CGCAAGAUGGCGGCUGGCUUCUAGUGGCAAUCGUACUUUUUUUAAUGCUAAAUCUGUCCCUAUCAUCCUUGUUGUUUCUUGACAGUUUGGACUGCCACGAAACUAUAACGAGGCGUGGCUGGGUAGCGCGGUUAUGUAUUGGAUAAAUAGGAAGCUAGCAGGCAGCUAGCUCCCUCAAACGUCACAAGUUGACGCAGGCUGCUAGCGAGAACUGGUGCCUCAACGGAUUGGUUGCCAUGGCGACUUGUGGAUACUCUGAGGACCUUCAGCCUCAGCAGUCCAAUGCAGUAACCAUAGGAACACCUGCUACCACCACACCCUCAUCCGCCAAGACUGCACACUUCCUGUCCGAGAUCCCACCAGCCUCUGGAAGCAUUUCGUCGGCUAACCAAGUGGCCGCGGCCUCUAAAACAGGACAGGAUGCACUUUGUUCACAAGCGCCGCCUGCCCAGAGCCAGAAGGCAGUGGUGCCAACUACGCCCACACAGCACUAUGUGGGCCCUGAUAUCCAGCUCACUGCUGUCCAGAAGAGCAAUGGACAGAGCACUUCGCCCCAGUACAUUAUAGUGACUGUUACAGAGGGCUCGGUUCACUCCAAUGACAGCCUGUCAGACUCCAGCCCAUCUAGCAUCCCCACUCAGGUGGUCCAAGCUGUGCAGACCCCUCCGCAGAGGUCAGCUUUGCAGGCGGUGACGCAGGCAACCAAGAGGAUUCAGACAGGUCACAUCAGCAGCCUGCAGUCUGUGCAUAUUAACCAGGAGGUGGAGCAUGUUUAUUCAGACCAGGUGCAGUACGUAGAUGGAGCAGAAGAUGCAGCGUUUACCACGUCUGCGAUUCGAUCAAACAACUUCCCGUUCUCAGACUCGCCCCUCUAUUCCCAAACCCCUCCCACGUCCUCCUCUGCCUUCUACGAGGCCACGCCCAGCUCUGAGUCAGACAUCACUGGAUCUGGGACCUCACAGCCAGUUUCCGUGGCAACGGCAGGAGCCAAUAGUGGGGCUGCUGCUGCAGGAGCAGGGGGUUUUGUCCAGGGAGGCUAUAUGUUAGGAGGAGGUGCAUCAACAGGUGGGGGAGGAGGACAGAGUUACACCAGCCCUAACUCCCGGGCCCCACCAGCCACUGUGCAGUGGUUGUUGGAAAACUACGAGGGGGCGGAGGGGGUCAGCUUACCCCGCUGCACCCUCUACUACCACUACAUCCUGCACUGCCAGGAGCAAAAACUAGAGCCAGUUAAUGCUGCAUCCUUUGGUAAACUCAUCAGGUCUGUCUUCAUGGGGCUCCGCACACGAAGAUUAGGAACCAGAGGAAACUCCAAGUACCACUACUAUGGGCUGAGGAUCAAAUCUGGUUCCCCUCUGCUCAGACUCAUGGAUGAACAGCAGCACAUGGCCAUGAGGCAGCAACCUUUCUCACAGAAAAACAGGAUAAAGCCACUUCAGAAGACGCAGGGGAUUGCCAAUGGGACAUCAGGAGCGGGUCAGCAGCAGGUGGCGCUGUCUGAUAUUUCGGCCCAGGUGCAACAGUAUCAGCAGUUCUUAGAAGCAUCAAAGCUGCUGCCAGAAUUUGUGAAAAUUGAUCUGCAAGAUCAUGUCCUGCCUGAUGGGAUCCAUCUAGACCACCUGAAGGCCUUUCAGACUUUGUACAGAGAGCAUUGUGAGGCUGUCCUGGAUGUGAUGAUCAACCUUCAGUUCACUCUGGUUGAGACGCUGUGGAAAUCCUUUUGGAGGUUCAGCCAGAACAACGAUGCAGAAUCUCUCAACCUUCACGAUGAUUCUGAGAAACGACUGCCCAGGUCCUGUUUGGUUGCUCUGUGCAAGUUUGAACCGGUGCUGCGUUGGACGAGGGAGUGUGACAACCUGCUCUACCAGACUCUGGUGGAGAUCCUCAUCCCAGACGUGCUGAGACCCAUCCCUAGUGCCUUAACUCAGGCCAUCCGUAACUUUGCCAAGAGUCUGGAGAAUUGGUUGACAGGUGCCAUGAUGAACAUCCCUGAGGAGAUGGUUCGCAUAAAGGUGGUGUGCAUAGGCUCAUUCUCCCAGACAUUACGCCGCUACACCAGCCUGAACCAUCUGGCGCAGGCUGCUCGCGCUGUCCUUCAGAACUCCGCUCAGAUCAACCAAAUGCUCUCUGACCUCAACCGUGUAGAUUUCACCAAUGUGCAGGAGCAGGCAUCCUGGGUGUGUCAAUGUGAAGACCGUGUGGUCCAACGGCUAGAGCAGGACUUUAAGGCGACUCUGCAGCAGCAGAACUCCUUGGAACAGUGGGCUUCCUGGCUGGAUGGAGUCGUCUCCCAGGUCCUAAAGCCUUACGAGCAAAACCCUGUGUCCCUGCCAAAGGCAGCCAAGGUCUUUCUGCUCAACUGGUCCUUCUAUAGCUCCAUGGUAAUCCGGGAUCUGACUCUGCGCAGUGCUGCAAGUUUUGGCUCCUUCCACCUGAUCCGCCUGCUGUAUGACGAGUACAUGUACUACCUGAUAGAACACAGGGUGGCCAAGGCUAAAGGGGAGACACCCAUAGCAGUCAUGGGAGAAUUUGCCAGCACUGUCAAGAGCAGAAACUCUCCAGACCUGGAUAAAGAAGAAGAAGAGGAUGAUGACGAAGAAGACAGCGAUGAUGAGAGCGGGGAGAUCAUGCUGCAGUCCAGCUCCCUGAAGGUGGAUGAGGAGAAGUCGGUGAUGGAGCCGCCCGCCAAGCAGCCCAGAACCAGUUUAAACCUGCACACUCUGGCCGAGGUUCACGGAACGCCACCCUAAUUUAAACAUCGGCAUCAUGAACACACAUUUAUUUUGACGUUUAAAACCAAACAUGUCGUCAUAUCCUCAAACCUUGCUGGUUUGCAUCUGGCUUGUCUGUUGUGUUUGUGACACUUGAGAAAGUGGAAGAGCCGGUUGCUGAUUUUCUCCCUUCUGUACUUUUGAGUUGCUGUUAUUUCUUUGCCUUCAGUUGAGCAUCUUCAGCCCUUUCCCCUGUGCCUUGCCCGUCUGUUCAGUGCCCACGCCUGCAAAGCCUAAUCUAUCAGUACAAUACAUCCUGGAUUUCCCUCCUGUCCUGCCUUAACCACUGACCUCAGUGCUGUGAAGAUGAGAAUAGUCCAGUCUUCUUCAGUAGUACUCUUAAGCUCAAAAUCAUUGCUUGCCUUUAAUGAAAUGACUAUGCAGGGGGUGCAGGACUUUAAUUAAUGCCACUGUAAGAAACAUACACCUAAGAGUAGCAUCUAGAACGAUACUGCCACAUGAAUUAUGGUUGAACAUUAGUUUUGAUCCAUUUUUGUUUGAGGAUGCCAUAUUUUUUUUUUUUUACAUGGAGCCUGUUUUUAAUUUGGCCAAAUGAUGAUCUGUGCCUUUCAGAGAUUUCUAAACUUAAAAAAUAAAGUGUGCGUUCUAUAUAAAAAAAUAAAAAACAGAUAUAUAUUAUAUACUGUAUUGUGGUUUAAUAAAUGAAUGUCCUGUGGUCUCGGUGUUGUCAUGACCUUAGUAUGAUUAGUAAGUAGUCUGCCUGUCAGAAGUAUUCACACAUUUUGUCCUGGGUUUUAUUGGGAUCUUCAUGUUGUAAACCAACACAAAGUACCGCAUGAAUGUGAAGUGGACAGAAUAGAUUUCAUGCAUUCAGACUUGGACCCCUUAAGUCUGUAUAGUGAUCCUCUCCAAUGUCAGAAACAUACACCAAAAGACAUGAAGCUAUCAGCUCUGCGCAGCCAGAGACUGAAUUUGGUGCCCCGUUCUCCUUUACAAAACAGCGCACCUCAUGCAAAUUCCCACAGCAUGACGCUGCCACCACCACGUUUCACAGUGGGGAUGCUGUGUUCAGGGUGAUGUGGAGGGUUAGUUUUCCGCCACACUUAUUGCGUGUAGACCAAAAAGUUCAACUUUGGUCUCAUCUGAUCAGAGCACCUUGUGUGCAUGGCUGGUGGAAAACUGGCUUUUGUCUCUCCAGAUUUGGGGAGUGCAUGGCUAACGGUCCUGGGGAGAAAAAAAAAAACUCCCUUUAGGCACGGCCAAUUGGUGUUAGAGUAAAGAGAGGCUGAAUAGUGAUGCAUGCUAUGCUUUUUAGAUUUAUUUAAAAAAUAAAACAUAUUUUCCAGCCACUUUAAAGUUAUGCACUACUUUCACAUGAAAUCCCAAUAAAAUACAAUGAAGUUUGUGGUUGUAAUGUGAAAAAAGUAUGAGUAUUUUUGCGAGGCACUGUUUGUACAAAAGAGUUGGUGGACGUCUGCAGUUUUUCUAUCCUCUUUCAUCCAUCUUUUGGUUCAACUGCAAACCCCUACACACACACACACACACACACACACUUUCCAAGAUGCUGUGCACCUUCUAAGCAGGUCACACCAUAAGGCCAAAGCUUUUCCCACCUCUAUAGGAGCAUUUAUGUUGCUUUGUUGGUCUUAAGAGUUUCUGAAUGGAGAAGUUUAUUUUCUGAGUAACAUUCUGUUGAUGAAUUAUAUUGCAUAUCUUUGUUAAAAAGUUAAAUAUCCAUAUCUGUUCUAUUUUUAUGUCAUCUUACCAUUAUUGCCUUAAAAUGUUGCCCUAAUGUCCAUCAAGAGUAAGGACAUCCUGUAGCUUUCCUUUGUGAUAAUGGCCUAAGCAUGUCAAUAUGACCCCCUCUCCAAAGAACAUAAUGCUCACAUCCUGCUCUUCACGUGUGGCAUGAGCAAAACUGAUUUUAUCUUCAACUUUGAAACUAAAAUUAUAGCAGUGGGAUGUCUCUCAGGACUAUCUCUUCACUGAGAUCCCACCAAAGACCUUUGUACAGAAAAAAAUAAAUCUAUUUAAAUGUACAUGAGAGAAAUCUCACUUGAAAAGUAUAAUUGACCUUUCAUGUCAAAGUUGGUGAAUUUGUUCCUUGCUUGUAUUGGGGAACCUUUUUUCUAAAUUUUACCCUGUUGAUGUUAUUCUGGUGCUUAAAUGUGAUCUUUUGUAGCCUCAUCUGUUCAACUAAAAGAUGCUCUGAAAA